UUGUAUUCAAUUGGAACAAAGCUAAGUUCAAGUGUUUAAACGACAUUUUCUGGCAACUUUAAGGGUGUUAAUAUGUAUUUGGCCAAUUUACAAAGAGAAUUCAAAGGCUCAAGCUUGAACUUCUUCAACCAGAUAGUUAAAUUGCUACCAUUCCAGUCUACGGCGUAGAAGUGGAAGGAAACGAAGGGAAGAAAUGGCUCAAAGAACAAAUCAAUAGAUGCUCUAAUUACAAAUGGGAUCUUGGUUACGUUCCUUUUUCACUCCAGCCGUGAAUUGGGUCCCCGUUCAAAACCUCCAAAAAUACGGGUCUGUUUUGAAUAGCUUCCUACCAGGCAUCCUGGCAAAUGAGGAGGCAACAAAAAGGUCAUUGCAAGAUGACACAUCACAAAACGUUGAAGACGUACAGAAAAUCAUAGGGUACCACUUUAAUGAUCAUAAUUUACUGUGGCAAGCUUUUACACAUCCGUCGUAUGAUAGGGACUGUAUAUCUUAUGAGCGGCUCGAGUAUGUGGGUGACUCGGUUCUUAACCUUAUGAUCACAAAACAACAGUUUUCCAAAUAUCCAAAUCUCCCACCUGGGUUGUUGUCACCUCUACGUGCUGCAAAUGUUGACACGGAGAAGCUUGCACGUGUUGCUGUUAAGCAUAGCUUCCACAAGUAUUUACGGCAUGGAAGGCCUAUCCUUACACGACGAAUUCAAUCAUUUAUAAAUGUUCUUCCGGAGUAUCCAUUGCAUUCCCAUGGAUUAAUAAAUGCUCCGAAGGUGCUUGCUGAUGUUGUUGAAUCAACAAUAGGCGCAGUAUUCAUUGAUAGCAAUUCUUCAAUUGACACUACCUGGGAGGUAGCGAAGACUCUAUUAGAGCCCAUAAUUACACCGGAAAUGCUUCAAACAAAUCCGGUGAAGAAGCUCCAUGAGACCUGUCAGAAGCAUAAACUUAAAGUUCGGGUAGUCGAUAUGUGGUCACAUGAUGGGAGUUUUGAAGUUUUUAUUGACAAUCAACUAAGGGGAAAAGGCAUGUGCCAUGUAAAGAAAGAAAUUGCAUUGAACAGAGCAGCAAACAGGGCAUAUAAUGAAGUUAUUAGAAUGCUUAGUGUUGACAAUAUGAAGAUUGCUAAUACUUAGCUAAUAAUCUGGGCUUAGAAAUAGAAUUAUUUGUCUCUA
Nicotiana tabacum (common tobacco) is the source of this 1162-nucleotide messenger RNA. RefSeq names its product ribonuclease 3-like protein 3. Gene Ontology annotation, cellular component: nucleus; cytoplasm. Gene Ontology annotation, molecular function: RNA binding; ribonuclease III activity. Gene Ontology annotation, biological process: siRNA processing. Lineage: Eukaryota; Viridiplantae; Streptophyta; Magnoliopsida; Solanales; Solanaceae. The record is from RefSeq and is a predicted model, not a curated record.